Messenger RNA from Paramisgurnus dabryanus, 2374 nucleotides. RefSeq lists its product as uncharacterized. NCBI's taxonomy places the organism in Eukaryota, Metazoa, Chordata, Actinopteri, Cypriniformes, Cobitidae. The record is from RefSeq and is a predicted model, not a curated record. Gene Ontology annotation, biological process: response to bacterium.
AUCACAUCACAUCACAUCUGACAUUUACUUUGAAGACCCCUAGUCACUUUCAAUUUCUCAUAGAGAUGGAGCAAAAUACCAUCAUCACACUUGCGUUUGUUUGGUUCUUUGCACAUCAGAGAAUUUCUGGGACAGUAGUGAAGAUGAACGUUAAACCAAGAGACAAUGUCACUCUUUUCUGUGAUUCUUCCAUACCACUUAGUUACUUCAUUGUUUGGUUUAGAAACUGCUCGCAUGAAAAUCAGCCAUCGCUUUUGAUAAAUGCCGAACACUUUUUCAAGGGGACCUUUCCACGUUUUAACUUUGAGCACAACAGCUCCAGUAACUCUUAUGAUCUACAUAUUAAAAACAUCAGCGUAUUUGAUGAAGGAAUCUAUUACUGUGCAAAAGCAGAAAAGAAAAUAGGUGGCAUCCAAAGCUCAAGGUUUGAGUACCAGUAUGGAAACAGGAGCACUCAUCUGACUGUCUUGGUGUCUGGCCGUAGUGAGAUGUCCAGCAGCACCGUCUCUCCUCCUCCUCCUGUAUCAGACUGUUUCCUCUGCUGGACACUGCUGGUCAGUGUUUCUGUUGUGUGUUUUCUCCUCUGCUUCAUCUGUGUGUACUGCCUCUGUCAGAAGAAAACUACAGAUGCUGUAACAGAUCCUAAAGAAAAGAUAAACAUGCCUAGUAGAAAUAGCUUUGAGGAAAAAUCUGCAUUUCAGGGUGAUGAUGAAGAAGUGUCUUAUGCUUCCUUGGAUGUGAAAACCAGAAGACAGAAACAACUCAAGAAGAAACAACAGCAGACUUCUGACUUCAGUUUUUAUGCUCCACUUAGAACAGACACGGUACAGAACUUCUGAUGAGGAUUCUGAUGACCUUUCUGAUGGUUAGAAAAGAUCCAGGUGCCGUUAUUUGAAAAGUUUAGACUGUAACAAUAAAUGUAAGGUACAGUUUAAAAAAUUUGUGCUGUUUAAAGGAUGUACAACUUAUAAAUCACAUUUAAUCGUCAGUGCUGACUUCAUCAUCCUCCAAUAUAUUGCAUUUGUGUCUCUUAAAGGGGCCAUGGCAUGAAAAUCUGACUUUUUUCAUGUUAUGAUUGGGUCUCCAGUGCUUCUAUCAACCUAUAAAAUCUGAAAAAGAACAACCCAGUAACUUGGUAAAUCAUUCUCUAGAAGCAUAUGAAAAAAUAGGUCGUUGAAAUUUGGCUCUCCUUAUGAUGUCAUAAGGAGCUCUUAUUAUAAUAAUACCACCCCUUAAUCUGCACUAUCCAACCACAGCACUGCCAUUUGGUGCAGAGAUAAAGAGAGAGAGAGAAAAUAAUUCACAGCACAAUUGAGUUUCAAUUGCAGCAAACCACCAUCAUUGCGAUCAGUGUUUGCACUUCAUCCGCUCAUUUGCAUUUUAAAGGACACACCCAAAACGAAACAUUUUUGCACACACCUACAAAGUGGCAAUUUUAACAUGCUAUAAUAAAUUAUUAUUUUGGUAUUUUGAGCUAAAACUUCACAUAUGUGGGGGACACCAAAGAUUUAUUUGACAUGUUAAAAAGUCUUUUGACAUGGCCCCUUUAAGCCUAAAGCAUUCAUUGACUGUGUUGAUAUAGUGGGCUGUGGCAUCUGACCCUUUCACUCUCUGUUGGUGAAUAUGUGUUUCCAAAAUUAAAAGUUAUUUUUUUCUCUUUUUUUGUUUGUUGUGUUGUAUGCGUCACUGACCUUUGUUGAAGCGAAUAAGGAUGAGCUGAAUAACAGGAUGUUAUAGUGGGUUUCCUGUGUGCAUUAACACUGGUUUAGUAAUGUAUAUUUCUUUUAGAUAUAAAGUAAGAAACAUUUAUCUGACUCUUUUUAUUUUUAAAAUAAUUUCUCAGCUUAUUGAAAGAUCAAGCCUGCAAAAUAUAAACCUGCCUUUAUGGCAAUUACAGUGUCCUCAGAAUAAUUUUACUUAAUUGUAGAAAAAAAACAUACUUUCAUUUUUAGUACAGGUAUAUUUUUUUGAAACGCCACAUAGAUCUUUAAGAUAUUUUAUUUAAUUUCACAAGCUGUGUUUUUUGGGCAAGGGUCUUUCAUUCAGUCAUAUAAACAGUCGUAACCACAAUUGUUUCCACUGAAGUUCAGCACAUAUAAGACAGAAAUAGAUGUGACAUUGUGUGUGCUUGCUUAUGUGGUCAGUGUGUGGUGGAAUCAGUUUGUAUGCAUGUUGUGUUUGCAGUUUUCCUGUACACUCUCUGAUGGUUAAGAAAUAUCAGCAAAUAGACUCAAACUGAGUCGAACUGAAUAUACUUCUUCUACCUAUUGCAUCUACAUUUUUUUUUUGCACUGGAUAGUCAGUUAUAAAUGCACGAAAUAUUUCUUAAUCAUGUCUGAAACAUAUCUCCUUUAAGUGGUCAAAGCAGUCAAUA